Messenger RNA from Microbotryum saponariae, 683 nucleotides. The record is from the annotation of a GenBank genome assembly. Lineage: Eukaryota; Fungi; Basidiomycota; Microbotryomycetes; Microbotryales; Microbotryaceae.
AUGGCCGUCGAGGCACACUUGAGCAACAAGUCGCGGAAUUCGCUGUGGUGCGACAAGUCAAGAGGUUAGCUAUGGUCCGAGGAAUGGGUUUGCGGGCGUUGCAGUUGCACUCACGCCUCGUUGGAUCGGUCGAUGGUGACGGCGAUCUCCUUGAUUCGUGCGAUGGCCUGUGGUCGGGGCUUGUCAGUGUUGUGCUCACAGCCUUGAACGGAACACGUCGACCGGGUACUGACCAGUUGAGCCGCCUUCCUGUACCCCUUGAUGAUAACGUGAGGGCUCACGCCGUCCUCGACAAAGGUCUUGCUCUCCCUCAACAGCUCAGCCGCAAGCAAGACGACGCUGGUCGUGCCAUCGCCGACUUCCGCAUCCUGCGCUCGCGCGAUAUCGACCAGGGUCUUGGCGGCGGGGUGAAUGACCUCGAGGAGUUUGAGUAUGGUCGCUCCGUCGUUGGAGAUGGUGGCCUGGCCGUUGUUGCCGACGAUGAGCUUGUCCAUGCCACGGGGACCGAGCGUCGAGGAGAUGGUUUGCGCGAUCGCGAGGCAGGCGCCGAUGUUGGACAAGAGUUGAGGGGUUCCUGUUGGGUGUUUAUAAGAGCGUUGGUGGCGGGUUAUAGAAAGGUGUGGCUGACUGGGGUGUCCGCGCACGCGUCGCGACGUCUGGCCGUCGCGGGAGAGCAAGACUGA